This is a messenger RNA of Austrofundulus limnaeus, 1601 nucleotides long. Its product is annotated as arrestin domain-containing protein 3. NCBI's taxonomy places the organism in Eukaryota, Metazoa, Chordata, Actinopteri, Cyprinodontiformes, Rivulidae. The record is from RefSeq and is a predicted model, not a curated record. Gene Ontology annotation, cellular component: cytoplasm; plasma membrane. Gene Ontology annotation, biological process: protein transport.
GUUUUCUUCUUCGUUUGUCCGUGCUUUGCAGCAAUGCCUGCACUCACCAUCUCUUACAACGCGGUGAACGAAGAAGGGACGUUUUCAGAGGGAGACAUCUUAACAGGAACUGUCACUCUGCAGCUGUCGAAAGAGACCAAGUUUCAGAAGCUGUUUGUGAAAUGUAAGGGAGAUGCUAACACUCUCUGGACGGAAAAUCAGGGCGACCAAAGUCUCACGUAUGGGGCACACAAAAGGUACUUCAAACUGAAGCAGUUUUUAACCCCUGAGGAAUCAGAAGAAAAUGUUUUGCCUCAAGGAAUCCAUGUUUACAAGUUCAGCUUUACAAUACCGACAGAAAGCAUGCUGUCAUCCUUCAAAGGAACUUAUGGAGACAUUGUUUACAAGCUGGAGGCCAAGCUGUCCAGACGUUGGAAGUCGGAUURCAAAGCGGAAAAGGAGAUCACUUUUGUCUCUAAAUCUUUUCCAAAUAUUUACUCUCUCAUGGAACCCCAAGCUGGCUCAACAGAUAAAAAGAUGGGUCUUUUCUCCAAAGGACAUGUGCACAUGGAUGUGACCAUGGACAAGGGUGUUUUUGCUCUAGGUGAAACAAUUAAGAUUGUUGCCAACAUAAACAACUCUUCAUCCCGUGACAUGACUCCCAAAUUUAGUUUAGUUCAAGACGUAAAGUUUCGUGAGCAAGGAGAAAGCAAACGUCAGAGCUACAAUGUCAACAAACGUCAGAGCUACAAUGUCAAAAAACUGGCCAGUGAUCCAAUUAAACCCAAUACUCAGCAAAAGGUAGAGUUUUCCAUGCAGAUUCCCUGUGAUCAGGUGCCAUCAAUCCCAAACUGUGAACUCAUCACAGUGAAAUACAAGUUAAAGGUGUAUCUGGACAUUAGCUUUGCCUUUGAUCCAGUGGUCCUGCUGCCAGUGCUCAUUGUUCCUCCCAACUUUGCUCCUGUUGGUCCUUACCCUAUUCCAGCUUUUGGGGGCCAGACCAAKAGUGYSUUCCCUCCCCCUGCAGUAACUGGAGGUCUUUAUCCUGCAUAUCAACAGCCAGGCAAUUAUGGGUAUCCAGCAGUCCAAAGUCCUUCUGCACCACCACCUGAAUACCCAGUGAACCCACAGAUGCUGGCUGGCCCACCAGGUGUUUACCCCACUCAACCACCACUCAUGUAUGGGGGCUAUUGUACCCCAAUGCCACAAGUGCCUUCUCCACGCGAAUCUUCAUCCUCAGCUUCUGUGAUGCUCCCUCCACCACCACCCGGGACGUUUCACCCGCCUCCAUCAGCACCACAGAUCCAGCCCCCUACUUACUUUGUGCCUCCAUCAGAUCCAGCUAGUAACCUGAUCCCUUCUGCUCCAGGGAUGAAUACAGAUUUCCUGUCACAGGCAAAUAAGGCUCCUCCAUCAUAUUUGGAUUUUCUAUCUUCUCAUCCAGAAAAAUCUUAUUCUAAAUGAUUCAAUAAAAAACAUUAUUUAGUCAGGUAUUCAAUGUAAAAUGUGUUGUCAAUCAACUAUAACUAAAGAGGUUGCUUUGCCACAACGUGACGUUUUUAUGUGAUUCAAGUUAUCAGUUGGCUUUAUGUAGCUGCUAAUAUAAUAAAAUCUAAACCUCA